CAGACAUGCUCGGCAGACCCCCAGGGAGCCACGUACCAUAGGACCAUGUUUCUGUCAUCUAAUAAACCUGUUCUACUGGCUGGCUGAGAGUCUCAGAGAAUCGCAGGAAGGGAGGUGCAGGGCCGUGACUCCCCCACAGUCCGUGACACCAAGUCACCUGGUACUGGACGCCAUGAUAGAAUUACCAGCGUUUCUCUAUUGAAAGGAAAGUCCUGGAGUAAGGGGACAGGGUGGGGAUGCUGCUCUCCAAGAUCAACUCGCUGACCAACCUGUGCUCCGGGUCCGGUGGGGAGCUGCACCCGGCCAAGCUACACCCAGGGAAGGACAAGGAGCCGCUGGAGAAGCUGUACCAGGUGGGCCCGCUGCUGGGCAGUGGUGGCUUUGGUUCUGUCUACUCGGGCACCCGCCUGUUGGACAGCGCCCCGGUAGCCAUCAAGCACGUGUACCGGGACCGGGUUUCUAACUGGGAAGAGCUGCCUUGUGGGAGCAGAGUGCCCAUGGAGAUCCUGCUCCUGAAGAAAGUGGGCUCAGGCUUCUGGGGGGUCAUUCAGCUCUUGGACUGGUUUGAGAGACCGGACAGCUUCGUCUUGGUUUUGGAGCGACCGGAUCCUGUGCAGGACCUGUAUGACUUCAUCACGGAGCGGGGUGCUCUCCCCGAGGAGCAGGCCCGCAGCUUUUUCCGCCAGGUUGUGGAGGCGGUUCAGCACUGUCAUAGCUAUGGGGUAUUGCACCGGGAUAUCAAGGACGAGAACAUCCUGGUUGAUCUGAACAGCGGGGAACUGAAACUCAUAGAUUUUGGGUCUGGGGCAUUACUCAAGGACACAGCGUACACUGAUUUUGAUGGGACCAGAGUGUACAGCCCCCCAGAAUGGAUCCUCAAUCACCAAUAUCAUGCCAGGUCAGCCACAGUCUGGUCUCUGGGGGUCCUGCUAUAUGACAUGGUCUGCGGGAUUCUCCCCUUUGAACAUGAUGAGGAGAUUAUUAAGGGCCAGGUCUGCUUUCGGCAGAGCGUCUCUCCAGAGUGCCAGCACCUCAUUGAAUGGUGUCUGGACUUGAGGCCCUCCGACAGGCCAUCCUUGGAAGACCUCCUAAAUCAUUCAUGGCUGCAAGACGUCCCUUUGCCACAGCAAACAGCAGAGAUGCACCAGCACAAUCUAAUUCAGGAGUCUGGCGAAUAGCAGUUCCUCUCAUCCACGGGGUGUAAAAGAGAAAACUCUUGCCAGUGGCUGCCUGCCUGUUACAUGGCAACAUUCAUAUCUCAUUCCAGAGGCCAGCUAACUGGCGAAUCUUCUGAGAGGCUGGAGGUUAGGCCCUGCCUUACCUGAUGUCUUGCCCAGGGAGGCUCCAGGCCCCAGCACGCCAAGCAUGUACUUGGGGCAGCAAGCCGCAGGGGGCGCUCUGCCGGCACUGC
This is a messenger RNA of Mauremys mutica (yellowpond turtle), 1411 nucleotides long. RefSeq names its product serine/threonine-protein kinase pim-1-like. The transcript is spliced from 7 exons. Bases 237 to 1178 code for a protein of 313 amino acids. Gene Ontology annotation, cellular component: cytoplasm. Gene Ontology annotation, biological process: negative regulation of apoptotic process; protein autophosphorylation. The record is from RefSeq and is a predicted model, not a curated record. NCBI's taxonomy places the organism in Eukaryota, Metazoa, Chordata, Testudines, Geoemydidae. Gene Ontology annotation, molecular function: ATP binding; protein serine/threonine kinase activity.